Messenger RNA from Rotaria sp. Silwood2, 2235 nucleotides. The record is from the annotation of a GenBank genome assembly. Lineage: Eukaryota; Metazoa; Rotifera; Eurotatoria; Philodinida; Philodinidae.
AUGGAAUUAUCUGCACGUUAUAUGAUCAUAAAUACUUAUUUUAUGUUAUUUAAUCGUGGUCUUACUAAAAGAAAUAUAGAAAGAGAGUUGGAAUUUUGUGGAAAAGACGAACGACUUCGACGAUUUCUUAAACGAAUAAUAUCAUAUAUCAAUAUCAUGGCUGCUGCUUUACCUGAUGCACUCACUGAUUCAUCAUUGCUUUCCAUCAUGGAUGAAUGGUGGUGUCCUGUAUGCUCCGACCGAACAGAAGAUGCUCCUCUUUGUCAGAUGUGUCAUGAAUUACUUUUGCAAUUGGUAGAGGAUCUUCCUAUUAAUGACCAAGAAAAAUCAAUGAUGCUCUAUUCUCAAUAUAUACUAAACAGGAAACAAAAAGAUGAACAAUUUGAGGUUGACCCAUCAAAACCUACAAGUGACAAUGAUCGAGCAAUUUUAAUCAAUUCUGAAGCAGCCGCAUCUCAAAUAUUGAUGUCAUUAACAGUUCGUAAUCGUCGACAUGAGCAUGAAUAUAGUGCUGAAAUCCUAUUUAAAAAAAUAAUCAAAUAUUGUAGACAGCAUAAUACACAUUUUGUCGACGAUCGGUUUCCUCCAACACGUCAAUCCAUUGGAUUCGGUUCAUUCAAUCAAGUUUCACAAUGGCUACGAAUAUCAAAUGUUGCACCAUCAUCUGAAAGUGAUCGUAAAUUACCAUGGACAAUAUUUUCAUCACCUGGACCGAGUGAUAUCCAACAAGGCGCUUUAGGCAAUUGUUGGUUAGUAGCUGCUUUAGCUUUAGUUUCUGAACAGCCUCGUUUACUUCAUCACAUUCUUCUUACAAAAACAGUUAAUAGCGAAGGUGUUUAUCUAGUACGUAUUUGUCAUAAUGGUUUAUGGAAAACAAUUAUUGUUGAUGAUGUUUUUCCAUGUACAAAGCAUAAACAUCUUGUUUUUACUCAAGCCAAACGUCGUCAAUUGUAUGUUCCAUUAAUUGAAAAAGCAUGUGCUAAAUUAUUUGGUUCUUAUGCUGCUCUAAGAAGUGGAAAUAUACGUGAAGGUCUUCAAUUAUUGACAGGAGCAUCAUGUGAUUAUAUUGAUCUUAAACUAGCGGACACUGAACUUGAUAGUAAUGUCAUUUGGGUUCAACUUUUAUCUUCUUGUGAAGCAAAAUUAUUGAUUGGAGUAUCAUCAGGUGGAACUGGUGUAAGCUCAGAAGAAUAUGCUCGUGUUCGUAUUCAUAAUAAUCAUGCAUUUUCUGUUCUUGCUGCUCAUGCAUUCGAUAGUCAAUCAUUGAGAUUUGUGCUUGUUCGUGAUCCUCAUUCUCAUUCAAAUUAUCGAGAAGAUUUUUUGACAGAGAAUAUUCUCAAACAAUUACGUUUAAUUAAUCCUGCGAAUCAUUCUACGGGUGCUUUUUGGAUAUCAUGGCCACGAUUUCUUCGUUAUUUUUCAUCAUUGACUAUUUCAACUUAUAACAGUGAUUAUUUUGAUAUACGUGAACAAAGUAAAUUUACUCGAUCAUCUAUCCACUAUGUAACAUCUUAUCAUUUUCAUUUACCGAAGCCAUCGUGGAUUAAUAUAAGUUUGAUACAUCAUCAUCGUGAUCGAACAACACGUAGUUCUCAUACUCAGUCAUUUGUUUUGUGCGAUGUUGAUGAAUUAGCAGCAAAUGGUACUAUUGGCAAACGUAAAAGCAUAUUGAUAUGUAAACUUGGAGGCCAUACAUAUUGGUCAGGGUUACUAGAAGAGGGCAAUUAUGUACUUGUACCUUUCUCAAUUAGUUUCUGGCAAAAUGAUAAAGGAAAUAGAAAUUUUACUGUUGUCAUACAUUCACGUGUUCAAUUGAGUUUAACUGUGAAGCAUAAACCACCAACAUUUCUCACUGAUUGCUUAAUUUCAGCCGUUAUAAAAGAUUCCAAAAAGAAACAGGUCUACGCUAUCUUUUAUUCAACAUCAGGUAAAUCAGGAUUAAAUGUAUUUAUCGUCGAGAAUUUAUCGAUAAAAGAUUACCUAAAUGUUGACAUGGAUAUUCAAAAUGCAAGAAAUGUUCAACAUUCUCGUCAUCUUGAUUUUUCUGAUAGAAUUCAUGAUUGUAUACCACCACGAUAUCGUCAAGUGAUAUGUAUUACAGAGUGGCUUGAUAGACCUCGGGAAUCGUCUCGUUUUAAUUAUUCGUAUUCGUACAUGCAUGAAAAACAAGCGACUAAUCCAAGACCACCAAUUGAUACUUCUCGAUACGAUUUUCAUUCACCACGAGCUUUUUAA